GAGGAUUUGCGUUCUUCUCCCGGGGCGUGGAAUGAAUAAUGAAUGAUUAACGAGUGGAGAAGGAAGAAUGCUCCAUCAAAGAAUAUCGCAUUGGUUCAAUACAACAACACAAUACGGUCAUAGUGAUACGAUACGUCGUCUUCACCUCCUAUCAACGUACAUGGUAUCGCACAACGCAUCGACUGACUGAAUCAUUCGACUUAUCGUCUACCGGAAAAUAUUCUGCAGACGAUACACGAUACACGAUACACUCCCUACGAUACACUCCCUACACUUACUUCUACUCCAGUUUUUACACACCGAUUAGGAUUCGACAACCCAGAUUAAUCUAUUCAAUCGUCAUUCAGUACAUCACCAUCCACAUCAACACCCACCGCUUCUUUUCUUUUCUUCUCGCAGCUGUGCAUUGAAACGCCUGCGAGGUAUUUGUAACUCAACAUGGCAGACCAUGCGUUUGCACUCAGGAAAGAAUUUAUUACGGGACUCCCCAAGAUUUCUUCAUCUUCAUCAAUCGCAGACAUGAGAAUUACCGAAUCUCAAAAGCUAAAAGUCCUGGUGGCCGCAAAUGGAAGUAAAGAUGUUGCACAAGCUCUCGCUCUCGUCGUGAGGUUAUCGAAGAAUCCCAAGAUCGAAACACGAGCGAUUAUAGACGAAGAAGCAUGGCCAUCAUAUCGAUUGUCUCAAGAGACACUGGCGUACCAAAAUAAGAGGUUCUUGACGAGGGAGACGGAUGAGGCAAGGAAGGGUAUAGAGCGAGAUCAAAUCGAAUAUUUUCGACAAGAGGCCUUUGAAUUGUGUGACUGGGCAGAUAUACUGGUACUAGCACCUAUCGAUGCCGACACGUUUGCGAAAAUGUUGCACGGCAUAACCGAUUGUCUAUUGCUCGAAAUUCUCCGUGGGUGGGAUGUUUCCAAGAAGGUAUUACUUGUACCAGGAAUGACAACAUCCAUGUGGGAGAACCCGAUCACAAAGAAACAAUUGAAUAAAGUACGGAGAAAGUGGCAAUGGGUUCGAGUGAUGCAACCAAUACUAUGGCAUUAUGAUGCGAAGGGGCCAGAGAAAUGCUUUGUCGGGUGGGAUGGAUUUAAUGAACUUGUCGACGUUAUCAAAAAUCAAGCAGAACUUUUGACAAUUGGACAUGAUGUGGAUAUUGCUGCAUCGGGUGCGGCAAGUCUUGCAAGAUAUAAUAUGAAGACAGAUGCGCUCCUUCCACCAGAGAUAUGGUCCCUCAUUUUCGAAUACGUAGGAGACUGGGAGGUUUCGAGAGCGCUCAAUGUUUAUGCCAAAAUACCGAGACCGAUUGAGUGGCAGCGAAAGCCCGACGAUACACAAGAUGAAUUGCAAACUUAUAUGCGAUCACUCGAAUGGAUUAUUCUUACAUCUCCCGUUUACAAAAUCAUCGACAAACUAAAUACCGCCCCUGAGAAUAUGCGAGAGCUUUCCCCGCUAUGCGUUAAACUCAUCAUCAAAUUCUGCCUCACGGAGGUCCUCUCAUAUCUAGAAACAAAAUUCAAGGACGUGUUUUGGGCUACCUUUGGACAGAAACUUUUACCCACAAAAGCCUCUGCUGUUUAUGGACGUGCGGAAAUUCUAGAAUGGUGGCGCACAUCUCCUUCUUUCUUAUCAAAAGACUAUACUGCAGAAGCAAUUGAUGGAGCCUCGAAAUCUGGAUACGUACAUGUUCUCGAUUGGUGGAGAAAAUCUGGACUUCCUUUGAAAUACACAGAAUUGGCACUGGAACAAGCAUCUUCCAAAGGACACAUGUUAGUUCUUGAAUGGUGGAAACAAGCAAGUCUUCCACAUAACGAGGCCGAAAGACGAACUCGACAUGCAGAAGCUACCACAAAUACCUCUGAUGUUCUUCCAGCUUUACAACUUAAACCUGGUAAAGCACUACUAGCCGCAGCUCAAAACAAUAAAUCUCUCGUUCUUCGUUGGUGGGAUAAUUCUGGUAUUCCUAUCGCACAUUCUGAAUCCGUGGCUAAAGUUGCAUCGGCUCAUGGACAUGUUGCAUGUUUAGAUACAUGGCGUGAACUCAAGGGCGAAAAACUAGCAUUCGAUAAUCAGGUUCUAGUAGGUCCUACGAAGAAUGGUCAUGUAGAAGUUUUGGAAUGGUGGGCAAACCUUAGCCAUGUAUCUAAUGGAAGACCGGGAGGAAGGGUUGAAUAUAAAACCUGCGAUAUAGAAGAAGCUCUCGAAGAUAGUGUAGGAAAUGAGGGAGAAGAAUUAGAGGUUAGGAGAUGGUGGGCGAAGAUGGGGUUGAAUCUAGGGGGCUCGGUUAGUGAGUGGACCAGGGUUAAGGUUUUGUAGAUAAAGCGAUGGGAAUGGGAACAGUAAUGAUAUGAUAUUGUGUUGGUAACACACAGAGUGUAUGGGUAUGGAUGGUCCGGGGUGCAUGGAUUUGGUAUGAGCAUUUACGUGGAGUUAUAUAGCGACUUAGAUAUCUGAAUUACUUUGGGUGUAGUAUUA
Botrytis cinerea B05.10 is the source of this 2469-nucleotide messenger RNA. RefSeq lists its product as hypothetical. The record is from RefSeq and is a predicted model, not a curated record. Gene Ontology annotation, molecular function: FMN binding; phosphopantothenoylcysteine decarboxylase activity. Gene Ontology annotation, cellular component: phosphopantothenoylcysteine decarboxylase complex. Lineage: Eukaryota; Fungi; Ascomycota; Leotiomycetes; Helotiales; Sclerotiniaceae. The transcript has a single exon. The coding region runs from base 439 to 2310 and encodes 623 amino acids. Gene Ontology annotation, biological process: coenzyme A biosynthetic process.